UAACAACAAUUUUCCCAGAAUUGAACUCCCACGAUCCACUCAACCCUAAUAACUGCAUCCUUUCUGCGGGUGAGUUCCACAUCCCAGCAUUUUACCCCUCCAAACACUUCGGCAGCAGGAUUUCGGUACACCUCGGACAUGCGCACUAUCCAUCCCUUCGCAUCCCACGUGAGCGACCACCGACUGGAAUCGCCACGACAUCGGCAAUCACAUCUCCGGCUCGGUUGCUCGGCAGCUGCUGGGUCCCCCCACAUGAUAUCCUUUCGGAAGCUGGCCUGCUGCUGACGACGAUGAGAUGCUGCCGAACGACGACGGUAUGCAACCUUAACCUACAGUACACACUGCGACCGUUCGUGCCGACGAUGCGAUGUCGCCGUCAGCAACAACGGCCAGGUUAGUUCUUCUGGCGCCUUCAAACGGGACGUUUGCGUAGUAUUCGCGCGCGCGGUUCUCCAGGCUGACGACAACGACGACGACGACGACGGUUUGGUCGACGGUUCGCUUCCCAAUAACCUAGAUCUGUGUGCGGUUGGAGGGUCCCUCGGGCAGGUGGUUGAAAACUGGAUCAGUGAUGUGAUUUGUGCGGUUGAACGGUGUAGCUGUGCGGGAUGCGUCUCAAUUAUUCAACGGUUGUUUGGACGAACGUUCCCUGGUAGCUAAAGUUUCCAAGAGAUGCUGAAGUGCUGAACGAUAACAGACAGAUCGCUGUCAUUCCACCUGAGGGACUUCGAAGAAGUACCGAGCCGAACUUUGCUACUUCUGGUUUCGCCAUUGUCUUCCGGAGAUCCAUCGGGUGGUGAAUAAAUAAUUCGAUAAUGAAAACAUAAUCUGAUUAAAGCUGUUGAAGAGAAGAGGGCAAACCCUAGCUGACGCGAUGAAGAGCUUCCAACGAAACAUGGGGUGGUGAGCUCAGUGGAGCGUGGAUGAUAUGAUUAUACCAUCCAACAGUGGGAAGCAGCAGAAGAUGUCGAAUAAUGACGAAGGGUUGUUCUAGUAACCGUAAUGAUGAUAAUGAUAACAACCGUGUAACCGUCGUGGAUGCUGUUCGAGGGAAGAAGCUUGAACGUGGGAAAUACAGCGCUCACGCAUAACCGUCAAUCGUCGGUUAUUCGGUAAUUUGCUUAUCGGUGUGAUGCGGAACACGAAACCGAGAUUUUCCGAAAGGCCUAAUGCCGGUUCUGCUGUUUGCUGGGGCCACCGUGUAAUUCUGCAGCAGAACUUGAAUGCCAGAGCCGAGUAAGAGUGAGAGAGCAUUCCGAGGUGCAACAGGAAAUUGGCCGUGAUUUAUGAGUUCAGUGAACAUGAUUCAGUGCAGUUUAGGCGAAGAGUUAUUGCAACGCUUGUUCUGUGUGCGGAGGAAUGCGAUGCGGUGGAGCUGAAGAGUGCAUCUGUAGUGCUGCCACUGCUAUUUGGUGCAACAAAAGGAUGCACAGUGCUGUGAAUACGUACAAAUAGUGCUCUAUAUCCACGUAUGUACUAGUGUCUAGGUCUGAUGCUUGCAUGUGCGCCGUUGGCAGUGAAAAACGAGCAAAGUUUCCCAUCGAUUGAAAACCGGGUAGGCAGAUUAUUACACAAGCGUAGUAAAACCAUUCGUGAAAACAAUCGCCGAAAAAUAUCUCUCAGCUGUUCAUUUAAAGCCGGAUGUUGCACUUAAUAUAUUUCGGUGUUAGUUGUGCUUCAGUGUCGGAAGUUGGAAGCCGAAUAGAAGUUUAAAGCUGAUACAACAGAAGUGGUGGUGCAUCCAGAGCUGAUACGUAUUGAUUCGAGACGGGAGCAACGAAAGCAAGUCAGCUCGGUACCUGGAAGCUGUGAUUGAGAGCACUGGCAAGCAUAUUGCGUCGUCCACGUGGAAAUCCGCCUCCCAAUCUGCAGCACGAAAGGUACAAUCGUGCUGAAAACUAUCCCUCCCGUUCGGCAUAGGCAAGACAUUCCGGUGGCUUUUUUGCUCUUCAAACCAGAUGAGCACACAAAAAAAUCCCCAUCGUCGCCAAGUAGAAAAUAAAGUUGUUAUACAGUUCUGGAGGGGCGCAGCAAAGCCGGAAUCCACUGCCGGUGUGGCUCUGGCUUGGUUUAACGACUCCGGGAAUAAUAGUUGAAAAAGUGAACGUACACUACUGGGACAAAAAUCCGAAGCUGAGUUUUUUUUUUUCGGGGGAAAAUUAUGCAACAUAGCCAAAGUGGUGAAUAAAUAAAAAAAAAUACACUGGUUCACUCCGGAGACGGUGCAGUCCGCCGGGAAAGGCAAGCUCGCAGGGGAUGCUGCAAAAUUCUACUCACUUUGUGCAAGUGCAUCGCUGGAGCAAUCUACGUGAGUGAGAGGACGAAGGGCGAGAAAAAAAUCCAUUGUUUGUUAGUGUUUUCUGGUGAUUUUUUUUGCUCAUUCAUUGGAUGCAAAGUGUGGCAGGGCAGCACGAAAAUAAAAUCACGACGUGAAGUGAGAAGAGAGUGAAGUGUGCAUGUGGAAGCUGUUUCAACUUCAAUAAUCGUCCUUUUGGUGGUGCUGCUGUGGCGUGGCGACGGUGGUGUUGGUGGUGCAUCAUCCUGACGAAGCCCGUGAGCUGAAUGCGUCGUCCUCGAAGCCUUGGCAAAAGCUCGGCAGCCCAGCAAGAACGAUGACGGUGAAGCAGAUGGUGACCAGGAUGCGGAUGACAGAGACGACGACGACGACCACAGUGGAAGGACAAAGCUGCUGCCGGUGGCAUCGGCGGCCAGGACAACGGCGACCGACAAACAUGGGGAUUAUUAAAAUAGCCUUUUUCCUGGUCUGCUACUCGGUGGCAUCCACAAUGUUCGGAUUAGCAAAAGCCAAACAUACGAGCAGCCAUGAAAAUCAACCUGAACUCAAUAACGAAGCAAAUUUUCCACGAUUCGCUGAACCCAUCCCCAACAUAACCGUAACGAUCGGGCGGGACGCACUGCUGGCUUGCGUGGUGGAAAAUCUCAAAGGAUAUCGGGUCGCCUGGGUUCGGGUCGACACCCAGACCAUCUUAUCCAUUCAUCACAAUGUGAUAACGCAGAACCCCCGGAUCAGCCUGACGUACAACGACCACCGGUCCUGGUAUCUGCACAUCCGGGACGUGGAGGAGAGCGACCGGGGCUGGUACAUGUGCCAGGUCAACACCGACCCGAUGCGGUCACGGAAGGGCUACCUGCAGGUCGUCGUGCCACCCGCGAUUGUGGAAUCGCUGACGAGCAACGACAUGGUCGUCCGGGAGGGAACCAACGUAACGCUGACGUGCAAGGCGAAGGGCUUCCCGGAACCGUACGUGAUGUGGCGCCGGGAGGACGGUGACGAGAUGGCCAUCGGAGGCGAGAAUGUGAAUGUGGUGGACGGAGAGGUGCUUCACAUAACUCGAGUGAGCCGGCUGCAUAUGGCAGCGUACCUGUGCGUGGCGUCCAACGGAGUGCCGCCGUCCAUUAGCAAACGGGUGCAGCUGAGGGUGCAAUUUCCCCCGAUGCUGUCGAUCCCGAGCCAGCUGGAAGGCGCCUACCUCGGUCAGGACGUAAUCCUCGAGUGCCACACGGAGGCAUAUCCGGCCUCCAUAAACUACUGGACGACGGAACGGGGUGAUAUGAUAAUUUCCGAUACAUCCCGGACGGGCGAUAAGUUUGAAACGUUGUCGCGGAACACCGGCUACACCAAAUAUAUGCAGCUGAAAAUUAGGACCGUGGGUCCGUCGGAUUUCGGCUCCUACCGGUGUGUAGCGAAAAAUUCCUUGGGCGAAACAGAUGGGUUGAUCAAGCUGGAUGAGAUACCGGCGCCUACGACAAUAUUGACAACCGAAUCGCUCUAUAACAAUCGAUCGAAAGGUCGGAAAGCAAACAAAAAGCUGGAUCCACUAAUGGUUGGAGACUACGGUGUCGAGGAGUGGAAGGAGAAUGGCCACUCGAUACGACAUCCCCCGGGGGCAUUCCACAACGCGGCAGGGACCAUCCGAUGCGCCGUUUCCAGCACAGCGUUGUGGCUGCUUCUGUUACUACCAACAAUCCUGCUGGUCGGCGGCCCAUCGGUAACGUUACGAGUGCCCGCCGCUCGAAUCAACAGAUGAAACUGAGAAAAUUGUGCAGCGGUAGUAAUCCCUCGUGCAAAAUCGACGACGACAACGACGCCAUCAUCACAUCAUAUCGGCAACAGCCAGCCUGCUUCGAGGAAUCAUCAUUAACAACG
Molecule: messenger RNA, 4168 nt
Organism: Aedes albopictus (Asian tiger mosquito)
Lineage: Eukaryota; Metazoa; Arthropoda; Insecta; Diptera; Culicidae
Gene: DIP-kappa
Product: lachesin
Exons: 12
Coding region: 2613-4049 (478 amino acids)
Cellular component (GO): neuron projection
Source: RefSeq, a predicted model, not a curated record